Molecule: messenger RNA, 451 nt
Organism: Meloidogyne enterolobii
Lineage: Eukaryota; Metazoa; Nematoda; Chromadorea; Rhabditida; Meloidogynidae
Source: the annotation of a GenBank genome assembly
CAUGACCGGAGCGGAACUAACCGCCGACACACCUAUUUAUGAAAAUUUUGUUGCUACCGUCCCAUAUUUAAAUACGCUAUUCCACUUGAAAAAAUAUUUGAAAAAUCUCCGCGACUCCCGGCAAAUCCUACUUUCAGCUCUUCCAGACCUUAAUCCACCCACCCAAUAUCGCUCAGAGCGAUACUUAGAAUUACCCCCUAAUAAUAAAAAAUCCAAAAUUUUGUUAAAAGCUAACAGGCCUCAACACUCAGCAUCAACCGACACGAAUAUGGAAUGUGACCCUACUCCAACAAUUGGUAUUGCUACUACGGAUACUCACCACCACCAACAGAAACUACGCCGACUCACCCACGUGUUCAACCUCCUUCACCACCUGCUGCUGCUCCUGAAACCCUCGAUGGUGAAGCGGCUGCCGUGGACAUCCCCCUCGCUGAAGGCCCACCUCUUCUGA